AUGCCCGACUCGCAGUUCAAGGAAGGCCACUCGGUCCCUGUGACCCAUCAGGACUUCCCUGGCAAGGAGCACAAGAUGCCCAUAGAGGCCCAGUACGACACCCUGCCUACUGAUGAGGGCGGCUACCAGAAGUACCAGGGUGUGGGCAAGCUCAAGGGUAAGAAGGCCAUCAUCACCGGAGGUGACUCCGGAAUCGGCCGAGCCUCCGCCGUCCUGUUCUCUCUGGAGGGCGCCGACUCAUUCAUCGUCUAUCUCCCAGACGAAGAGAAGGAUGCCCAAGAGACCAAGAAGAUGGUCGAAGCAAACGGCCAGAAGUGCCACCUGUAUGCUUCCGACAUCACCAGCAAGGACAACUGCAAGAAGAUCGUCGAUGAGGCUCUGAAGGCUAUGGGCGCCAUCAACAUCCUCUUCAACAAUGCCGCCUACCAGAUGAUGAUCAACGACAUCCACGACCUUUCCGAGGAGCAGUGGGAGCACACCUUCAACACCAACAUCCACCCCAUGUUCUACCUAUCCAAGUACGCGCUGCCUCACAUGAAGAAGGGCGACACCAUCAUCAACAACGCCAGCAUCAACGCCUACGUCGGCAGACCUGACCUCCUGGACUACACUUCCACCAAGGGCGCCAUUGUCUCAUUCACGCGUGGUCUCAGCAACCAGUUCGUCGCCAAGGGCAUUCGCGUCAACGCUGUCGCCCCAGGCCCUGUCUGGACCCCUCUAAUCCCGGCCACCAUGAACGACGAGGCGCAGAAGUCAUUCACCAGCCCGAUGGGUAGACCCGCACAGCCCAGCGAGAUUGCCACCUGCGUCGUCUUCCUGGCAGCGAAGGACAGCUCAGCCAUCAGUGGACAGACCAUCCACUGCAACGGCGGUACUAUUGUCAACGGCUAA
Messenger RNA from Anthostomella pinea, 891 nucleotides. NCBI's taxonomy places the organism in Eukaryota, Fungi, Ascomycota, Sordariomycetes, Xylariales, Xylariaceae. The record is from the annotation of a GenBank genome assembly.